CGCGAGCGUGAGGCGAGUGCGAGCGGCGUGCGGCGGCGAGCGGCAGUGCUCUGCCGACCGCCGGGCCACACCGCGCCAUGGACCGCGCGAGCGGCACCCCGCCGCAAACUCCACCCGCGCAAUCCGGCUUUGGCGCCUUUUGCAGCGCGAUCUCUGAGACGUUUUCGGGAAUGGCUACUACUUCCCGAAGUAGAAAAAAGCAAGACGAUGAAAAGAAAAAGAAGAAGCAGUCGCCAGUGGACGACCGGCCCACCGUGCCCGCGCCGAGCGAAGCUAUGCUCAAAAAUCUGCGAACAGCAUUUGGUCUGUUGGACCGAGACAGCGAUGGUCACGUGACUCCAGCUGAGCUGCAGUUUAUGCUGCGUAACCUUGGCAUCGAGGUCAGCGAUGACCUUAUAGGGGAACUUAUUAAGGACGCGAGUAAAACUGGAAAUGGUCUAAUAGAUGAGAAUGAUUUUAUGCAAUGGGUGACGAAAAUACAAGCACUACAAGGAUUAGAUGUCAGCGCGAGUGGUGGCGAUUCAGAAGAGGAGAUAACGAGAGAUUUGCUCGCAGCAUUUAAGGUGUUCGACCGCGACGACAACGGGUACAUAACCCGGGACGAGCUGCGGACGGCGCUCGAGAUGAUCGGCGAGCCCGUGACCGACGCGCAGCUCAACCAGGUGCUGGCGCUCGGCGACAUCGACCAUGACGGCCGGAUUGACUAUGAAGAGUUCGUCAAGAUGCUAUUGUAACCUGUACCUCUAUGAUUAAGAAAGACCUCACUAGAUGUAAUAAUAGUGUAUUGGAAAUAAUUGUGUAAUGACUUACCCCAGCAGAAAGAGAAACGUAGUGUAGAACUGCGAAUUUUAAGGCAAUCUUUGGACCAUAUUUUUGAUAAGUGUUUGUGCUAGGAAUAUUAAUAAAAAUGUUCUAGAAUCUAGACGUUAAGACGACAGUGGCGUCUUCCAUAUUGUAUUGAAAACAAAUUGUAACGCUUCCGGUUUUAUAAAUUAACUUUGUAUUGAUACAAUCGAAGCUUGAACGUCCUUAUCUCGUGAUAAAUUUUAAGUAUGGUUAAAGACUGUCUUAUCUACUGUUACGCAGGUGAUAGAAGCUAGGAAGAAGCAUGUAAACUAAAAACUCUGGUUGGUACUAGAGUAGAAACUAAGUCGUUUUUUAAUAAUAUUUAUUUGAAAUUGUAGAUAGAUGUAGGUUAUUUCCCUGUUUAGGCUUAUAAUUUUCCUUAGCUUUAUCCUUCUAAAGACGAGAUAAACGUUUGAUGUUAAAGUACCUAAGUAGGCAUCUGUCGCUGAUUGAUAGUCCAGGAUGAAUUAAAAGGUAAAAUUAGAAUCUGUAAAACGUUUUACAGUAAGAUUGUAGACUAGGCAUAUCAAAAUAAUGAAAAAU
This is a messenger RNA of Zerene cesonia (dogface butterfly), 1389 nucleotides long. RefSeq names its product calcium-binding protein E63-1 (gene Eip63F-1). Gene Ontology annotation, molecular function: enzyme regulator activity; calcium ion binding. NCBI's taxonomy places the organism in Eukaryota, Metazoa, Arthropoda, Insecta, Lepidoptera, Pieridae. The record is from RefSeq and is a predicted model, not a curated record. The transcript is spliced from 7 exons. The coding region runs from base 78 to 734 and encodes 218 amino acids.